AUGGCGCAUGCUCGCAUUUCAGCCCAGCUGCCCCCAGAUAUAGAUCCCACCAAAGCACCCCUGGCCUUUGGGGAGAGGGCCCUUCCCAAGCUCAACGAGGAGCUGCAGGCCCCGGAGCUGCUGACGCGGCAGCGGGCGCUCAUGGCCCUCUGCGACCUGCUCCACGACCCAGAAAACGUCUACCAGGCAAUAGACCUAGGAUUCUUUGACAACCUAAAAAUCUUGCUGCUAGAUAGUGACAGCACUAUCCGACAAAAAUCAACAGAAGCCCUCUACAUAAUGGCUACACAUAAUGUUGGAAGGCACGGGUUUGUACAAAAUAGAGUAAUUCCUGCCCUGGCUGAGCUAUUGGAUGAUCCAGUAGAUAUCUGUCGGAAGAACGUACAUCAGUCUUUUGAAAUGAUGGCAAGAUUACCUGAAGGGGCUAUAGACAUAUUGCAUGCCGGCUUGAUUCCCUCACUUGUGUAUCAAUUGAAGACAGAAUUGGAUGAAAUCCAGGAGCUAAUCCUGGACACACUCGCCAACUGCCUCUGUGUGGAGGCUUCUGAAGCUCUAGCAAGUGGUGCCAUUACCACCCUGAAGGAAAAGCUUGCACAUCCAUCAGUGGCCAUCAGAAGCAAAGCAGCUUGGGUCCUGCUGGGAAUCAGUAUCCAUCCAGAGGGCAAAACCAUGGUGUUUGAAGAAGACGUCAUUCCUGUGCUGGUGAGCCUGUUAGAAGAUACGGAGCCUGAAGUGCAAGCCAAAGCAGCAGGAGCACUGAUGUUUGCCACCGUUACACCUCAGGGGAGGUACUCGGCGCUGGGUGCCGAAGCGAUUCCCGCUUUGCUGAAGCUGGUUGCUGGGGAGAGGAGAGAAGCGCGUCUGAGCGCUGUCAAAGUGCUCACGAUGCUGGCCGAGCUCCCCGAGGGCCGCCAGAUCCUGCUCCGUCACGUGGCUGCGUUUGAGCGGUGUCUGAACGACCCCUCUGAGGCAGUGAGGAGAGCGGCCGAAACCGCCAUCCGCGUCAUCAAGUGGACACCAUGA
Tinamus guttatus (white-throated tinamou) is the source of this 1023-nucleotide messenger RNA. It is a transcript of the gene RSPH14, whose product is annotated as radial spoke head 14 homolog. Gene Ontology annotation, molecular function: protein binding. The record is from RefSeq and is a predicted model, not a curated record. NCBI's taxonomy places the organism in Eukaryota, Metazoa, Chordata, Aves, Tinamiformes, Tinamidae.